Cuscuta campestris is the source of this 2299-nucleotide messenger RNA. The record is from the annotation of a GenBank genome assembly. NCBI's taxonomy places the organism in Eukaryota, Viridiplantae, Streptophyta, Magnoliopsida, Solanales, Convolvulaceae.
CUCAUUUGCUUGGGCAUCUGAGAAAAGCUCCAGCAAAAAUAUAUUUGGCGAGGAAGUACUCCGUCAUCUGUCUCUUUUGGUCAUCGCACCGGCGUAAACAGAUGCGUUCAUUCAGAUCUGUUGGAGUUUAAAACCUGAAAUCGAUCUAUAGAUCUGAAUCAGAUCACACCCUAUCAAACCCUAAUGUCGUGUUUAGCCCUUUCACUGCAACCCACCAACGGACCUGACGUUCUUCUUCAGACACGAGAAUGGUUUCCUCCAUCUCGGGCCCUAAUGGCUCUCUCCGCCUUUCGGCAGACCCGUCUGGCCUUCUCCAAACAAGCUCAAUCGGCUGCCGUCCUGUCCUCAUCGGACCCCACACCCUCGGAUGCCCUAGGAGAUGAUCCUCUAGCUGCUUCUUCAGGUCAGGUUAUUGUUGGCAUGGAGUCCCGAUAUCGUGUUGUUUACCGACUUGUUAAUUCAAUUUAUGUUCUUGCGAUCACCACUGCUGAUGAAAAUGUUAAAGAUCGAAUUGUGAAUAAUGUGUUUGAGUGCAUUACCAUGGUAAAUCAAGCAGUUUCUGUCGUAGUUACAGCUUGUAGGGGUGUGGAUGUGACCCCUGAAAAGCUUAGUAAGAAAUAUGCUGAAAUCUACAUGGCUUUGGAUAUAGUUCUGAGAGGGGUUAGUAGCAUCAGACUUGCAGCAAUGCUGGCCUCGAUGCAUGGCGAGAGCAUUGCCAAAAUGGUGCAUUCUGCUGCCAAUACAGAGAAUAAGAUCCGGGGGGCUGAGACUUGGGGGAGUUUGGAAGCUCAGUCUGUGGAACAUAGAACCGGUGUAGAAUCAUUUUUCAAAACAUCAUUUGAGUUGCCUCCAGAGACGCUGCAGGCUGGUGAUGAAGUUGCAGCCACAUUGGUGAUCACAGGUACGGAGAAGGAGGAGAAGGACAAAGUGGAAGACAGUGAGGAGAAGGAUCCAUUUGCGGCUAGUGACAGGUUAAACAAGCCGGAGUCAUUGGUGGCAGAGUUUAAGAGGGACAAGGAUAAGGAAAGCUCUGAUAUAAGCAAAGCUUUAGCUGGGCUCGAGGUAAGUACAUUGCCACCUGCUGCAGCCAGUCAGUCCACACACAUUGGUGUCGAAGGGUUUGAAGGGGAUUAUGGUGGGAUAGAAUUUAGUACUGACGGAUCAACACUUCGGGAGGAUUUUGAAGGGAUCAAUGUUUCAUGGGGUGGAGGAUUGGAUGCUUCAGAGUAUCUAGGAACCAAAAAAGUUAAGAAAGAUGAAGGGCUUGGUGGCCUCGAGUUUUUGGAAACUAGUGAGCCACCUAAAACUGAAGCUGCAGAGGAGAGUGCUGCUCCCAAGAAUCUUGAGGAUGUUUUGGUGAAUAAGAUGAAGGGACCAGAGCUAUACAUUUCAGAAAUCAUCAGUGCCGAAUUCAGGGAGUCCUUGCUUUCUAGAGUUGGAAUGAUGGGCACAAUCUACUUGAUGACGAUGCCUCCAAAUCCUAAUGGUGACAAGGAAACUGAAUUCUCUUUCAAGGUUGAUGGGACUUCUGGAAUUAAGAGACUUGUUAUGCAAAAUUCUCUUGUCAGCUGUCUUGGGAAUGGGAUUUUUCACUUGAAGACUGCCCCUUCAAAGGAACCUAUUCCAAUUAUAAAGUACAGCUUACUACCACGCUUAACUACUUUGCCAUUGCGGGUUCGGCUUGUUCAGAGCCUCAGUGGCACAUUAUUCUCCGUCAUGCUGCAAUAUGCACCAAAUCCUGAUCUGCCCGCUCCAUUAACUAAUGUCACUUUUGUUCUGAAACUUCCUGUGGAUCCGUCCUUGGUAAAGGUUUCCCCAAAAGCUGUACUGAACAGGUCCGAGAAAGAACUAAAAUGGCUUAUAGAAGAGAUCCCACCAAAGGGUAAACCUGGUAGGUUAAGGGCUAGGUUUCCCGUGGAUGCAAGUGAUGAAAGUAGUAUUGAUGAACUUGAGGUUGUAGGGUAUGUAAAGUUUUCUGCUCAAGGAACUAGAUCAUUGUCUGGCAUCUCCUUGCUGCCUGCUGUUGAGGGUAAGAGAGACUUUUAUGAGGGUUAUCACAAAUAUGCAGCUGGGACUUACAUUUGCAACUAAAUGUUCAUUUUGUUCUUCUAUUUCAUGUUGUAUUUCCUUUUUAUGUCCUCACAAGACAAUCAAAAUGGCAAUGAGGUUUUGUAUUGAAAUUACAUGUAACUAUGUGCAUGGCGGUGUGGCAUGUCAUAACGACAAAUACUUCUAUGUUUGUGUGUUUAAAAUGUCUGGUUUUUGGUUAUGCAACGGUGAAUGAACUUUGCAGAACCUU